UUGCUGUGCUCUGUUUUGGACCCUUUGAAAUUUUAUACAAAAUAAAUAAAUGUGAACGAGUCAUAAAUCAUUGUUGUCGUCUGGCGCCAUCGUGAGGUGCAUAUAUGUAAUUGCAAGUUUUUUUUAAAGUUGAUUUGCAGGGGAAAUGUCAGUGAAUGAAACUCAUCAUGUUCAGAAAAAUACUAAUAUCAAUCUGUUGCAGAUUAAACGAUUUCUAUUUAAUAGAUUAUUACCCUGCGUCUGUGUGCUGGCUGUCAGUCGCAUGGUGGCGCUGUUGUUAUCGGGCCCGUCUUUUCAGAACAGCGCUUCUUCCGGGUUGUCGUUGACGGGUCAGAGGUCGCAGCACAUGCGUUUGUUGUGUUUCUUCUCUGGGCUCCUGCUUGUAGCUGUAACCGGGCUGAGCCAGUGAUGUGAUGGCUUCCCUGGGCUUGUUCCUGAGGAGGCAGCUGCCGCCGGCCCUGGCUCACUACGCCCGGGUGGUGAAGCUCCGGCACCGGCCUCCCUGCGCCCCGGUGCUGCUGCUGCGGAGGCUGCACGGCCCAGGCCGGCUGCGGACCUCGGAGAAGGGACCGUGGGGGAAGAGCCGGGGGCCGGAGCUGCAGCAGCAGCAGUACCCGCUCACAGACCUCGACAAGGCGGACGCUUUGAUGCUGAGAAAGUCCCAUGAAACAGGAUUCCUGUCGUGGUUCAGGAACGGUCUGCUGGCCACUGGGAUCGGAGUCAUCGCGUUCGUCCAGAGCGAAGUGGGACGAGAAGCCGGCUACGCCUUCUUCAUCCUGGGAGGUGUGUGCGUGUCGUUUGGCGGCGCCUCUUACCUCGGCAGCCUCUUCGCCCUGCGGAGGAUGAUGCAGCUGUCGGUGCCAGCGCUGCUGCUCCAGGGGGCGGCGGUGGGCAGCGUCGCCCUCUUUUGGCUCUGCGCGGUAUCUCUCUACAUCGGCCGCCUGGAGGUGGAGAUCAUCCACGACGGGGAGGAGGAGGAGGGGGAGGGAGAGGAGGACGACGAGUGCCGCGAGUGCCGCGAGAGGCGGGAACACCGGGGCUACAGAGGCUCCCACAGCAGCGAGGACAGUGACAGCAGGGGGCCGGCGAAGUAGACAACUUCCAGGGAUGGAGAGAGAGAGAGUGUGUGUGUGUGUGUGUGUGCGCACGUGUGCAGGCUGGGUGUGAGUUUUUAGAUACUGUACAAACCUGCUGCUCCUUGUUAUACAGAUGUAUUCUGAUCAUUUCUUAUCACACAUAUUCAAAGCAUAUCUGUCUGACAAUUGUAAUUCAUCCCAAAUUAAUUGACAUCUUCACCUCGACGGGCACGUUGCAGAGACUCUUUGUGAACAUGGGGUUUGUUCAGGUUUACUUUUCAGGUGCUUUAUGCCACAUUUCUCUUCUCAGACAACUGUUGCUCAGGUCGUGUCUGUCUUACUUUGUUCUGUAACUGAUUUACUGCACUUUGCAUAAAAGACGUGAAAUGAAUGACGCUGUAUUUGAAAAAGCUGUGUGUGGGUGCAAGAAAAACAUUUUAGGUAUUUUUUCCUGUUAUAAAUCAAGGAAGGCUUGGAGUUUAUUUUUAGAGGUUUAAAUGACCCUGUGAAGUUUUUAUUUGUAAGGACAACAGCACUUGUCGUUUUUAAUCAUCAUAUCACAAACUUUAGACUUUUGGGGUAUUUUUUUUUACAUCUUUGCCUGUGGUUAUAUAUUUUGUUUGGUAUUUGUACUUUACAUCUUCAGUACCUAAAUGUAAAGAACAUUUUACCCUUGGGAGUGAAUAUCACUUCACCUGGUGGUUGCAGUUGAAAGCAUGGAUAAGUUAAGUAAUUGAUUGGUGUGUGGAAAUAGGGUUUGCCAUUGUUUACUUUUGUGUGUGUGCGUGUGCACCACUUUCAAUGCACGCUACUGUAUAUACUGUAAUAAAGCCAGAUUGGAUCUGUGCUGACACAGAUAAAGAAACUAUUGUGUGUAUUUGUGAUGUUUUUGGAAUCAUAAUUAAAGAAAAGAUCAAUCUGAA
Messenger RNA from Platichthys flesus (European flounder), 1999 nucleotides. RefSeq names its product transmembrane protein 160 (gene tmem160). The transcript is spliced from 4 exons. The coding region runs from base 414 to 1094 and encodes 226 amino acids. The record is from RefSeq and is a predicted model, not a curated record. NCBI's taxonomy places the organism in Eukaryota, Metazoa, Chordata, Actinopteri, Pleuronectiformes, Pleuronectidae.